Labeo rohita (rohu) is the source of this 6039-nucleotide messenger RNA. Its product is annotated as KIAA0753 ortholog. The transcript is spliced from 17 exons. Gene Ontology annotation, cellular component: centriolar satellite. The record is from RefSeq and is a predicted model, not a curated record. Gene Ontology annotation, biological process: protein localization to centrosome; centriole replication. Bases 282 to 2912 code for a protein of 876 amino acids. NCBI's taxonomy places the organism in Eukaryota, Metazoa, Chordata, Actinopteri, Cypriniformes, Cyprinidae.
GCCAAUCACGAAGAAGUGUUUUGUUGUCAUGGCGGUGUUUUAAACUGUCUGAUACUUCCUAUAAACAAAUUUUGAUUUUUAGCUUCUCUUUAUCAACUGUUUGUCAUGUUAAAACAUAAAAACCGCGGAUUUACUCAUCGGUUGUCCACUUACAAAGCGUUUUCGUGUGAUAAAUCAAUCUCUUUCUGCAGUCGAUCGGAUCAGUCAGUAGAGAAUUAGUUGCUCUGAGAAGGAUUACUCGUAUUACUUCCCUCAAGACAGCUCGUAAAACUAUUAUCAGGAUGAUUUCAGAUUUCCAAAGGGGGUCUGCUAUGACCAUUGGUGAAUUGGGCACUGUGAAUCGUGAAUGGAUUAAAAAAGGCUCUUCUGGGUCACAAACUACUGGUCUGCAAACACAGCUUCAGUUCAGCAACACCGUGACACCCAGUGUUAUUAACAGAGCCACCUGUGUGGGACCCCCUUCUCCCAUCAUAAUAGAGAAACUUAGACCCCGUACAGAGAGGCAGGAUGAUCUGGAGAGCUGCAGCAGCUCUGUACGUCUCUCAGUCCUCUCAGAAGAGCGCCUGCAGGCUGCUGUCAGACUCGCAAGGAGAGAUCUGCGCAGGAAACAUCAGGAAUCCAUCAGCCGUUUGUCAUUUGAACCAGCAGAAACAUCAGACAAUAUCAGUCCUGAAAGAAGCAACAUAGAUUACAAUCCUCAUGUGGUACACCCAAAGAUGUCAGGUCCAAAGAAACAAUUAAAAAACGGUGCUCAGGUGCUUGUUUAUACUCCCAACAGCCAACUUAAACAGGGACAGGCACUCACCAAAGACCUCGACCCGAGAACCAACAGCGGUGAACCUCAGCUCACACAGGAGAUCCGGAAAUUACAGAAGGAGCUGAGCACAUAUGUUCAACGGAUAGAGCAGUUGGCUAAUAAAGGACGUGCUGUGGAGGUUCUGGAGCCUGAUGAGAAACAAAGAAUGGAGAUCAGGCGACAGGAGCAGGCGGCCCGUUCUGCACGCAUCAUCUAUGUGUUACAACAGCAGGUUAAAGAAAUACAGGAGGAUCUAGACAAGCUGCGUUCACAGAAUGUCAAACACACCAAAAAGUCUAAGGCAAUGGACAAAUUGGCUGCUGCUCACCGGGGAGCUGUAAGAGCCAUGCAGGUUUUUAUCAACCAGCUGUCAGACCCUGCAGAGAACAGAGUGCCCACCCACUGCAAAGAGCUGGGGCAGCUGAUUCGUCAGCUCUCUCUCUGCUCAGCCAAAGCAGAGGUUGGGCAAGGAUCUGCCGUACCAGAGACAGCCCUCGACAUCCUGCAGAAAUUAGAGACGCUUGACUCAGCACUAAGUAAACAGGAGACAACCAAGAAAAGAGACAUAGAUUUGCAAAAUGUCAACCCAGUGGAAAAGACUUCUACCAGGGUCAGGGCCCGCAGCAUGUCCCCUCCCCGUCCUGCCAGAGCAACAGCUGAAAGGACCUCACAAAGACCCCGAAAGCCAGCUGCUGCAAAAAAGCCUAUUGGCGGCAGACUGGCAGUAAAAUCCCACAGGACCUCACAAGCAUUGGUGAAGGAGCGCAAUGAAGUUCUGAGGGCAGGGCUAGAGAGCCUCUUACAUCAUCAGAAACUGAGAGAGACAGAAGCACAGAAACCCAACAAAACUAACAGUGCCAUCAACCAAGACCAUGCUAAGCAGGCCGGUCAUGUACGCGAUGCCAGCUUUCAGCAGCCCACUGUCUCAUCCCGGCUGAGGGAAAACCAGGUACCUCAAAAAGAGGCCACUGUGCCUUGGAUGCCAACAUCCCCUCACUCUCCUCCACGCCCACGUGCUGUGUCUAGUCGGCCAGAACCCAGAUGUCUGUUCUCACCUAAAAAGACCCCUGAAAAGCAGAAGCCACAGACCAGUGGCAGCACACAACUCAGUCCUACAUCGCAUGACAGGAAUCAAGCCCAAAAUGAAGCCCUCAGGCAAGCCUGGCUGGACCGGGUGACUGCAGACAGACUAAAAGAACUGAAUCGUCUGAGUAAAGAGGAGGCUGACCGCAUUAACAGACUCCAGACCACAGUGGGCUCUCCAACACAAUGGGCGGAAAAAGCUGAGCUGGCAGCUAGAGAGAGAAUUCAGCCUUUGUUGGAUCAAGCACAGGUGGUUGGAGCAGGAAGUUACACACACCGAGAGCGGCUCAAGGUUGCAGAUAAGCCCGGGGCCAGUGCGGACGCACUGAGCGAAGCUCUUCUGGAGGAUCUUCUGGAGGACGCAGCUCGAGCUCUGUGGGUGACUGAGAGGCAGCAGGUGGCCGAGGCUGAGGCUGAGAAGCAGCUGCAGGGCCCCACAUUGGAGAGCAUGUUGCUGAGGAUGGAGGAGAUGGAGAGAGACCAGGAGGAAGUGCGUCGGCGCUUUGCUAUGAUCUCAUACUCUGACCCUCUUAUCUGGGAAAAAGGCACAGAUGCUCAGAGGAAUAUUGGUAGCUCUAGGCCAGGAUCUCCUCAGCCAAUCCGUCUGACGAAACCAGUCCUGAACGCAGCCGGUACGGCCGACAUUCUCCUCCAAAAGCCAGUGGAGACCGGGGCUGCAUCAGACACAUCGAUACUAGAUGAGGAGUCUUUAACUCUAAAUGACCCCAGUCAUCCAGUCCCAGCUGGAGGGGGAAGCACACGAGGGGUUUGCCUGACUGUGCCGCCCAGCAUGCAGAGGAGUAUUCAGAAAUACAGGGAGAACCAUGAUGCCUUUCUGCGCCUGGUUUCGCACGAGGCUCUGGGGAGCUUCAAUCCUUGGGCAAUAGCAGACAGUCUGGCUGAUGAGCUAAUGGCCGAGGCUCUGGCUGAUGUGGCGGCAGAGUUCCAGGAUGUUUGCGAAGAGUAUGCGGAAGCUGUUUUCACUUCAGAGUUCCUCCAGCCUGUCCAGUCUCCCACCACAUCAAUGUCAUAGAGACUCCUCAAGAAACAACUUACAAACGAUGACAUUUUAAUAUGUUUUUGGAACUGAAUGUUCUCAUAUCCAGGUUUAUAUUUUUGUAUGUUUUUCCGUGUAUUACAUUCAAAUACUUGACCUCACAUCACAAUCACUGCAUAGAACCUGCUGGUUAGAGCUCAGUUUCUACUCCGACGGGCAUUUUGACUGUAAUGUGAAACCUCAGUGGGCGGUCUGACUUUUAAAUGCAAACAGAUGCUUUUUAGCACACGGCUAACAAAUGUCACAUCAAUGUGUCGUAAUCCAUACAACCUCCUUAGUUAAUGCAUUAGUCGACUUUUCAGCAUAGACAAAAGCCAUAAAACAACCCCUACAUUAUUAAUGCACUGCAAGUGAUAAGAUUUACACUGUUUUCCAUAAACACCUCACAGAGGAUCACACACUCGCUUUGUCCUGAAAGAGCAUUAAUGAUGUUUUGGACUGAUUUCAUACACUUUAAAACAUAUGUUUUGUUUCUCUAUGCUAAUUGACUUUAAGUUCACUAAGUGUCCAUAUGUUGCCCAGCAUGACUGGACAGGUGAGGUAUAUUUAGAGUGUACAGUUUAAGCCUCUGAGGAGAAAAUGGCCUCCAGAUGUGUCCAGAUGUUGUGCUGGUAUGCUGGGAAUGUGCUCGGACAGGGCCUGACCGCGGUAGUAUUUACAAGCAUUCUUUCCAUAAGGGCUGCAUGUAGGAAAGUACACAUCUAAAGCUCUUAUAUAACUAAGUUAGGCUAUGAUAAACAGAAAGUAUGUGGUUUAGACAUAUUUAGCAAUGUAAAAUAAGGGUCUGUGUUUUUCUAUGGCUUUAAAAGUAUCGGUUGUCCCCUUAUUGCUUAAUUCGAAUGCAGUGAGUUAGUUUAAACUGUAGUUUAAACCUCCAGAUGUGAGUCACAGGUUUCUUCCUAGUGUUCAGCAAACUACUUAUUUGUGGAAAGUGCCAAAAGCAAACUAAUGCAUAAGUAACUGCAUUUGCCAGCAAAUUCUAGGCUUUGUGCCAUGAGCUAUUAUGAAUGCUGUGACUCUACAGGAAUACAGUCGCUAAUUUGGCUUGAGCUUGUUUUCUUGGUUAUGUUUUUAUUGCUAGUGAAAGAUACCUGUUGGAUUUGUAUUGUAUUUAUAAUCAUGAUUUAAUUUAUAAUGAGAAUAAAUGUUUUGAAAGGCUAUUUCAAGCAUCUCCCUGGCCUUGGCACAUUGUACUCGGUGCCCUGGAUGAAAUUGCUUUUUUAAAAGAAAAGUUAAAUUAAUUGAAUUACCCAUUUUUUUCCUGCGUCCAGAUGGUGUAAUCAAUGUUAUCUGUCUUUCUGCUUGUCUGACCUGCAGGCUGUUUUUCUGCUACUGCUUUUGCCAGAAACACAAUGCAGUGUUUGGAGUCAGAAGUGUUUUGUCAUUGGGUUUCCUGGCUGCUACAAAUAGGCCAAGUCCCUAAAGGAGUGGAGUAAUGCAACAUGGGCAGUUCCCUGGAAUUGAAGAACUCCAGACUUCACCUCUAUCAAUAGUCAUUUAGAGCUAUCUGAGAAUAGGUAUUCGGGAUCCCUGAUGUACAUCAAUGUCUUGCGUUAGCCUUAUUAUACAGACAAUGAGCUGGUAAAUUUGCUUAUGGAAAAUGCACUAUAUUUGAUCUUGAUUUUGUCUCUUUUUCUUUCAAUUACUGUUGGACAGCUACCACGAGACUCGUAUUUUAUAGCCAUUACGAUUAAUCAGCUGAGCUGCUGUGACAGAGUAUUUAAAAGCCAGAGGAAGAAUCAUGACAUUGUGAUUUAUGAACAAGCUAACGUUUUGCAAAGUCAUCCUACUAUAGGACUAGAAGAUAUACUGCCAUGGGCAGGGUGAAGAUAUUUAUAUUUCUGUUUUCAGCUUCACAAUGCCUUCUGCACUUCUGCUUUCACAAUCUAGAUAUUCAGUUUGCCGGCAGGCAUGGGCAGCACCUGUGGUCCCUCAGCUACGCAACUGUUGUUUGUAUCACACACGCACGAUUGAAUGAAAGCUAUACUGUAGGCCAAAUUUUAAAGCAUUAGGGAUUUUUAAACUAUUUGUCAAUGUUGUUUGGCCUUUGUUGAAAGUUUUCUUGUUGUUUCUUCUUGUAACAGUUUCGCUAUUAUCUCAGAGGAGUUUAGAGUCAUUCUUCAAUUGCGCUGGCAGAUUCUGUCGCAUGUAGAUGUAAAAUAACCAAACUGCAACACAAUUCCUAUAAGAAACUAUACAUAUUUCAACAGCAUAUGGGUAGGUUUAAAAAAUAUGUUUGUUUAAAUAAUUAACAUUCCACCUUAUUUUUUUUUUCAUAAGAGCAGAUGUGGCCAUUUGUAAAUUUUAUGGGUCUGGCUUCCAGUCUCAUCCACGUCCAGCUAUUUUUAGCUGUACAAAACAUUUGUUUUCCUGCUUGAUAUUUCAAAAAGGUGUCCUACCAUAUUCUUUUAAUACACGUCAAUUCUUCCGUGUUGAAGAAUAAGGUAGAUAGGUACAUAUACAAUAGGGGGUUUGCACUUACGUCACGAUUUGGUCAGUUACCCGGAUGCGCGGCCAUAUUGGCAAUACUCGGUUGUAAACAACAGCAUGGAUUGCGCGGUUAAUGUACUACUGAAUAUGUUCUGCUAAUUUAUGCCAUCUAAACCACUGAAAAACCAUUUGGAAGUUGCUAAAACAUGUAGAGACAGACUUAGUAAGCAAUAUUUUGACAAACUAAAGUUAAUAGGUGGUAAAGAUACAUAUAAGCAGUAUUAAUGAAGAUGUUAGCCUAAUAUUUCACCUACCUGACUGGAAAUAAGAACAAACAGGAAUGUUGUCAAGAUUCUUGCCCUGGAAAUCCUGGUUCAGUUUAGCCAACCACAAAUGCCUUUUGUUCCUCAGACAGUUUUUUGCACUCUUCUCCUAUUUGUUAUAACUUUAGGCAGUCUAUAAUACUUCAAAUGUUUUUCCUGGUAAGACCGAGUAGUACAGCCCAAAAUAUGACAGUAAUUGACCAUUUUUAGCAGCAGUAACCAGCAAAAUAUGCUAGUGUUGUUGGGUUCAGUGGAUUUGUUUACGUUCAUUGCCGCCAAUAUGGCGAACUGAUGACGGGUCAGCCUCGUUUUCAUUUCAAAAUGGCGCGUUGCGUGAAAUAAACAAAUAA